Coffea eugenioides is the source of this 537-nucleotide messenger RNA. RefSeq lists its product as uncharacterized. NCBI's taxonomy places the organism in Eukaryota, Viridiplantae, Streptophyta, Magnoliopsida, Gentianales, Rubiaceae. Bases 1 to 537 code for a protein of 178 amino acids. The record is from RefSeq and is a predicted model, not a curated record. The transcript has a single exon.
AUGGUACGAUUCAACAAUGAGUCCCUCCAGGUCUGCGACCGAGACGACAAAGUGGUCAUGGCUACCUUCAUCAACGGGCUACGAAAGCAGAAGUUAUACACUGAACUCGUAGAGAGACCUCCCAAGUCAGUUCGGGAGAUGCUGGACCGAGCUCACGAGAAGGCCAACGCUGAGGAAGCUAAUCGCUUGAAGAGCGCGCAGGAAAGGCAGAGGAACGACAAACGCCGAAGGAAUGCCAACCAGGGAGACGUGCGGCGUGACCAGGGGCGAAAGAAUACCUAUGACCGCCUGCCUAGGAGUCGGCCCCUGGGGGGAGAUAAGUCCUGGACUUCCCUCACAGUGCCCCGAGCUCGGGUCCUUGCGGUGAUGGAGCAAGAAGGGCUUUCCCGACCUCCCCGACCCUUGGCCAGGGACAAAAGCAGACGGGAUCAGAGCCUAUACUGUGCAUAUCACCGAGAUAUGGGGCACGAUACGGAGGAUUGUCGUCACCUCAAGAAGGACAUUGAAAAGUUGAUCAGACGAGGCCACCUUAGGUAG